Molecule: messenger RNA, 213 nt
Organism: Dovyalis caffra
Lineage: Eukaryota; Viridiplantae; Streptophyta; Magnoliopsida; Malpighiales; Salicaceae
Source: the annotation of a GenBank genome assembly
AUGCGAGGGAUGCCCGACACUAGUGCACGAGGUGGCUAUAUCCUGCCGGGGUUGGUCACUUGUGGGGCAUUGAUCGCUUACAAGGCAUUAGCAUGGGUGUUUAUGAGGCCGUUGCGAGGGCUGGACGUAUAUGAAAUUGAUGGCCCGCUUGGCGAGGCUCGUGUGCGAGGGUGCCCCGGUGAGAUUGCAAGGUGUUACCGCAAAAGCUUGUGA